GAAAAAAAUAAAAAAAAUAAUAAAAAUAAAGUUAGCGUCUUUACCGGAGUCUGAGAGAGAAAGACAGAGAAACAUUCAAACAUGAGGCCAGAAGUUGCCGGGUGUUAUUACGACGAAGAGAAGAAGAGAUAUUUCCCCUUUUUGGGCCGUUCAAAAUUUUCUUCUUUUUCUUCAAUUACGAAACGAAGUCACGACUCAAAGCCUGUCCAGGAAUCUAACUAUCAGAAGAGAACCAAACUAAAAGCAUUGACGCUACUUUCUUCCCGAGAGUUGAAUGGCAAAGUUAUUCAUGUCAAUAAGAAAAAGUCAAACUUCGAGGAAGAGAUUUAUAAGACACAAGGCUCUACUCCUCCGGUAUGGAAAUACCCUUCCACGGAAAAUACAGGGAAUGCUGCUUUGAAAUACAUGCAGAUUGAUAUACAAACAUCUAGAGGCCUGACCAGAAAGAACAUCUUAGUAGCAGGCAGUACAGGAGGCACCUUGAGCGUACUUGGAGUCGCACGCACUUUUUACGGAGUACGGAGACUUCCACACUCUUUUCGUCCGGAGGUUUCUCGUAUAUCUUCUAUUCAGCUGAUUGGAAGAUCUGGCAACUUCCACCCCGUGAACCGAGCACUAAUAACUACAUUGAGAAGAACUGGGCGUAGGUCAGUUUUUUUCUUAAAUCUUGCUGAGGGGCGUAACACAAUCACUACGCAAAGCAUCCAAGGGAGUGAUGAUGUUCCCUUUGAGUGUACCAUUUGGACAGCUGAUUGCAAUAUAAGUGGGAGUCAUGCAGCUCUUGGUACCGACUUAGGCGCUGCUUUGGUUGAUUUGGAAACAGGAGCUGGUUCAUACUUCCUCCGAAGCGAAAGCGAUGUUUUAGCCCUACAGUUUCAUCAAUCGGGAAACAUUGUUCAAUGCGGGCUCAGAGAUGGAGCCAUUGUGUCUCUUGAUCUACGUGAGAGACCAAGGCUCAUUAGACACCAGAUAAGACAUCACCAAUCAUCGAGUCAAGCCGGUCAAACUACUACAAAUAAACAAUGGUUCGAGCUCCAAGGACACAUAAAUCCGUCUCAACUAAUCUAUAUGCCCUCAUCUCUUACAUGCCUGAAGACACUGAAACCUUAUGAUCAGUACUUAAUGGCAAGCUCCAUGGAUGGGACAAUCAGGCUAUAUGAUCAACGCAUGGUCAACAAAGGGGUAGCUGUACAGACAUAUGAAGGACACGUGAAUUCUAAUUUUCGCAUCAAAUUUGGCGUCGACCCGUCGGAAAGAUUUCUUAUAUCAGGAGGAACUGAUUGCUAUACUCGAAUUUGGAGUAUCAAAUCUGGUCAACUUCUGUCUGAAAAUAAAUUCUCCAACACUGUCCCUUCAGUUGUGUGUUGGUCUGCUGUUGAAAGGCAAAGAGACUGGAAUGGUAGCAUUGUUCACGGGGCAUGGCUUGGGUCGAAUGAAGCAAUAAUGGAAGUAUUUUAAUAAGUCUUCAAGAAAUAAAACUGUAGACUUGGAGAGGGGCAGGCAAUCUAGAGUUUUCACCACUAAUUUAAUAAAGUAAAAGAAAAUAAGUAUGUUCAAAUUUCAUAGUUUUUGAAAUCCAGCUGUUGUAACUUGUGAACUUGAUUGAAAUUUAUGAAAACUAUGUAAACUGAUGAGGAAAUCAAAGUUACAGAAAUCAAGAUGAAUGUAGUAUAAUAGUUUCA
Molecule: messenger RNA, 1682 nt
Organism: Camelina sativa (false flax)
Lineage: Eukaryota; Viridiplantae; Streptophyta; Magnoliopsida; Brassicales; Brassicaceae
Molecular function (GO): protein binding
Source: RefSeq, a predicted model, not a curated record